AUGGCUACCGGACAAUACUAUUCAGUUACGUCGAAACCAGAUAUCUCACGUGAUAGCGCUAGCCAUCUACCACUGUCUUCUUCUGAAGAUGAUAAAUUGAUUUAUGGGCAUUAUUAUACUAGCCAGUUUAAAGAUGAUGCAUUACUUGAUCAAUAUGCUGAAUCUGUUGAUAGGUAUGGAUUUGAAGUUAAUAAAGGCAAGAAAAAAGAAUCAAAAUCAUUUGAUAAUAAAAGAAAAAAAGAAAAAGGAAAUUGA
Messenger RNA from Entrophospora sp. SA101, 255 nucleotides. Lineage: Eukaryota; Fungi; Glomeromycota; Glomeromycetes; Entrophosporales; Entrophosporaceae. The record is from the annotation of a GenBank genome assembly.